AGUAGUGGUGAGACUAAUUAAGUUGCAUUAGUGAUGGGAAGACAACCUUGCUGCGACAAACUUGGAGUGAAAAAAGGGCCAUGGACAGCUGAGGAGGACAAGAAACUCAUCAACUUUAUUCUCACCAAUGGUCAGUGCUGUUGGCGAGCCGUCCCUAAACUUGCUGGCCUCCGUCGCUGCGGCAAAAGUUGCCGGCUUCGUUGGACUAAUUAUCUUCGGCCAGACUUGAAGAGAGGUCUUCUCACUGAGGCUGAAGAACAAUUAGUUAUUGAUCUUCAUGCUCGUCUUGGCAAUAGGUGGUCCAAGAUUGCAGCUAGGUUGCCAGGAAGAACUGAUAAUGAGAUUAAGAAUCAUUGGAACACCCAUAUCAAGAAAAAGCUCCUUAAAAUGGGAAUUGAUCCAGUCACUCAUGAGCCCUUCCACAAAGAAUCUAAGGCUGAACAAAUUUCCUCUCAUGCUGAUGAUAAUUUGCCACAACCUGGAAAUCAUCAGUUAAUGCUUGAAACUGAUGGUGCCAACAACAUGGAAGAUAACUCAAGCUCACAAACUGAAAAUUCUUCAAGUGAUGAUCCGCGUUUGCUUGAAAGUAUUUGCAACGAUGAUUCGUUAUUAAACAGCUUGUGGAUGGAUGAACCUCCCUUUGUUGAUGGCACAUCCUGGAAUAAUCAACCUCCUCCUCAAAAUAUCAGUAACAUGAGCUUGCCAUCUUGGGAGGAUAACUGUUCGUGGUUAUUGGAUUGUCAGGAUUUUGGAAUUCAUGAUUUUGGAAUCGAUUGUUUCAGUGACAUUGAAUUUAACACACUCACCACGUUGGAGAUGGGAGAAAGUAAACAUUAGCAGUAGCAUUAAGGAAAAGAUUAAGCUUGAAAAGUUAAUGCACAUGUUACGAAGUACCAUGUCUAGUUCAUUUUUUGGGUUCUCAGUGUUGAUUUUAUUUUAAGAGGUACUUUCUCACCAACCGAAUCAAAUGAUACCAACCUUGCAUAUCCCUACAAUUUUAUAUUAUAUCUUGGUGCCUUACAUGUGUUGUAAUUUUCUGUAUAAAAAAGAGAUACAUUGGACAAUAUUAUCAAUGUGUGUAGUGGGUUUUGCAAACAUGCAUCAAACCAUUUGUACAUAUUCUAUUUAUAUUCCAAAUAAUAAAGAAGUUAUUUUUAUUUUA
This is a messenger RNA of Pistacia vera, 1162 nucleotides long. Its product is annotated as protein ODORANT1-like. The transcript has 2 exons. Lineage: Eukaryota; Viridiplantae; Streptophyta; Magnoliopsida; Sapindales; Anacardiaceae. The coding region runs from base 34 to 837 and encodes 267 amino acids. The record is from RefSeq and is a predicted model, not a curated record.